GCCCCGCCCGGGCUGAGGGUGUCCAAGGGGCGCAGAGCCCUGGGGUGCCCAGUCCCAGGAGAGCCGCUCUCUGAGGAGGAAGCAGCUCCCUGGCUCUGUCUGCGCCAGACGCCGAUAGCGAUAGCGGCCGACAGCGACAGACGACGAGAGCGACGAGGGCAAAGCCAACUCCAACUCCCGGUCCCACAGCCCCUUGCCCAGCUGGCUGGAAGCCCCCAGCGGGCAGUGGUCGGGGGCAGUGGGCAGCUCAGUCCUGCCACUGGCACAGGCUGAGGAGGAGGAGAGGCCCCUCGCUGACAUGGACCGAGAGCUCUCCCAGAGAGAAGAUACACAAGAGACAUCCCAGAGAGAAGGACCAGGAGUCCAAGAAAUGUCCCGGCAGGGAGCCAGGAGCAGCCAAGAGCUGUACCAAGGCCAGAGUCCCACGGAGGCCGAGCCGGCAGCUGCUGCCCCGGCAGGAGCUGCUGAGGACGAGGAGGAGCCCCCCAAGGCUCUCCUGUCCCAAGAGGAAGAUUUGGGAGACCAAGAGUUGUUCCCGGGGGAGGACGAUGUGAGCUCCAGUUCUGGGGAGAAGCCUGUGGGCACAGUGAAGGAGGAGGCCACGCAGACUUGUCCCUCAUCCUGUGACAAGGAGCUGUCCCAGGUUAAAGAGGCCAUCAAGCUCUCUGCAGGGGACAGCAACACUGAGCCAGAGCUGUCCAAAGGGGAAGAGGCAAUCAAGGACAUUCCAUGGGACAGCAAAACUGACCAGAUGCUGUCCCCAGUGGAAGACAACAUUGAGGUUGUUCCAGAGGAUGGCAAAAGUGACCAGGAGCUGUCCUCAGUGGAAGAGGACAUCGAGGGCAUUCCAAAGGACAGCAAGAGUGACAAGGAGGUGUUCUCAGUGGAAGCACUCAUCGAGGCUGUUCCAGAGGAUGGCACGAGUGACCAGGAGCUGUCCUCAGUGGAACUGGCCAUCGAGGGCAUUCCAUGGGACAGCAUGAGUGACAAGGAGCUGUCCUCAGUGGAAGAGGACAUCGAGGGCAUUCCAGAGGACGGCAUGAGUGACAAAGAGCUGUCUUCAGUGGGAGAGGACAUCGAGGACAUUCCAUGGGACAGCACAAGUGACAAGGAGCUGUCCUCAGUGGAAGAGGACAUCGAGGGCAUUCCAGAGGACAGCAAGAGUGACAAAGAGCCGUCCUCAGUGGAAGAGGCCACUGAAGGCAUUCCAGAGGAGAGCACGAGUGGCAAGGAGCUGUCCGAAGGGGAAGUGGCCAUCAAGGGCAUUCCAGAGGAGAGCACGAGCGGCAAGGAGCUGUCCGAAGGGGAAGAGGCCAUCGAGGGCAUUCCAUGGGAUAGCACAACUGACCAGAUGCUGUCCUCAGGGGAAGUGGCCAUCAAGGUUGUCCCAUGGUACAGCACAAGUGACCAGGAGCUGUCCUCAGUGGCAGAGGCCAUCAAGGGCAUUCCAGAGGACAGCAUGAGUGACCUGGAGCUGUCCGAAGGGGAAGUGGCCAUCGAGGGCAUUCCAGAGGAGAGCACGAGUGGCAAGGAGCUGUCCGAAGGGGAAGAGGCCAUCGAGGGCAUUCCAUGGGAUAGCACAACUGACCAGAUGCUGUCCUCAGGGGAAGUGGCCAUCAAGGUUGUCCCAUGGUGCAGCACAAGUGACCAGGAGCUGUCCUCAGUGGCAGAGGUCAUAAUGGGCAUUCCAGAGGACAGCAUGAGUGACCUGGAGCUGUCCGAAGGGGAAGAGGCCAUCGAGGGCAUUCCAUGGGAUAGCACAACUGACCAGAUGCUGUCCUCAGGGGAAGUGGCCAUCAAGGUUGUCCCAUGGUACAGCAAGAGUGACCAGGAGCUGUCCUCAGUGGAAGAGGCCAUCAAGGGCAUUCCAGAGGACAGCAUGAGUGACCUGGAGCUGUCCGAAGGGGAAGUGGCCAUCGAGGGCAUUCCAGAGGACAGCAUGAGUGACCUGGAGCUGUCCGAAGGGGAAGUGCCCAUCAGGGUUUUCCCAUGGGACAGCACAAGUGACCUGGAGCUGUCCUCAGUGGAAGUGGCCAUCGAGGGCAUUCCAGAGGACAGCAAGAGUGACAAGGAGCUGUUCUCAGUGGAUCAGGGCAUCGAGGUUAUUCCAUGGGACAUCAUGAGUGACCUGGAGCUGUCCUCAGUGGAAGAGGACAUCGAGGGCAUUCCAGAGGACAGCAAGAGUGACAAGGAGCUGUCCUCAGUGGAAGAGGACAUGGAGGUUAUUCCAUGGGACAGCAUGAGUGACCUGGAGCUGUCCUCAGUGGAAGAGGCCUUCGAGGGCAUUCCAGAGGCCUGGGUGGAGUGCCCAGCACAGGAGCCGUGCAGCCAAGGGCCGGCGCCUGCCCCGCACAGCCCCCGCAGCCCCUGGCCUGCCCGGCUGCGAGCCCAGGCCCUCCGCGGGCAGCCGGCUGCCCCCAGGAAACGUCCCUCCCGCUUCAGGCGGGCGCUGCGGGCGCUGCGGGGGCUGUUCCGCUGUCCCUGCCUGAGGCCACGGCCGGAGGAGUAAAACAGACACGGAAAAAGAUGAAGAAGAUGAAGACAAAGAAGGUGAAGAAGAGGAGGACAAUGAAGACGACCGCUCCUGCCUGUCCCACUCCUCUGGUGUCGCAGCAGCAGCUGUUCGGUUCAGCUCGAGGGACUGAAAGAUUGCUGCUGCAGCUCCUCCAAGCCAAGGAAGGGAAAAGCUUUUGGAUGGGCCAACAAAGCCAAGCAAACCAAGCAAAACCAGAUUAGGCAGAGUCCCGAACCAGAGCCUGGGCAGUGAGGCUUGGAAAAAGUGAGGCUUUGGCCCAUCCAACGAACACAAAGCUCCUCCCUUCCCUGCCCCGCACACACUCGGCCCCGGGCCUGGAAGGUGCAGCAGCCAUUUCUUGGGCACAAAGCAGAGGCUCCUGGAACAGACUCUCAGCACAAACCACUCCAAGACAGUGGCAAAGACGACAAAGAAGACAAAGACACAGCAGACAAUGAAGAAGACAAAGAUGACAUAGCAGAUGAAGAAGACGGAGACAGUGAAAGAAAUGGAGAUGAAGAAGAAGACGACAAAGAAAAAGAAGACAAAGAUGAAGACUAAGAAGACAAGAGGGAGAAGGCUUAUUUAAGAAUAGAUAGAAGAAUAGUGACAAGAAUUUAGAAAUACUUAGAAGAAGAAGAGUAUUAGGAAUAGGAGUAAGAAUUUAAAAAUACGUAGAAGAAGAAGAAAAAGAAGAAUAGGAAUAAGAAUAUAAAAAAUACAUAGAAGUAGCAAAGAAGAAGAAUAGUAGGACAGAGUAGGAAGGCACUCCCUUGGCACAGGCCUGUCCUGUUUCCCCUUGUCCUGUCCCUGUUCCCUGGGAGCAGAGCCCGACCCCCCUGGCUGCCCCCUCCUGUGUGGGUAUUCUCAGCUCAGUCAGAGAGAAAGAGAAAGGUUUUCUAACCAGGCGAGAGCCUGGGAAACAGUUGGGAAAGAAUGUAAAUCAUUCUCUAAUCUAUCUUGUUAUUCACAUUGUUUAUAGAUACGUUCUGCCACUGUGCGUCAUGCACUGCACACCAAUGGUGGGGGAUGUUUUUACUCUAAGACCAAUGAAAUCAGUCUUCUCCAUGUUCUCUAUAUACAGAGUGGUACAUUUGAAAUAAAGAGAAAGUUCAUUUUCUUA
This is a messenger RNA of Vidua chalybeata, 3638 nucleotides long. RefSeq names its product fibrous sheath CABYR-binding protein-like. The record is from RefSeq and is a predicted model, not a curated record. The transcript is spliced from 2 exons. Bases 299 to 2509 code for a protein of 736 amino acids. NCBI's taxonomy places the organism in Eukaryota, Metazoa, Chordata, Aves, Passeriformes, Viduidae.